AUGUAUUCCGAAGAAAGAAAAAGAAUCUUAGCAACUCCUGGCAGCGGUGCUACAACUCCUAGUGGCGGCGCUGCCACAGUUUCCAACAAUGAUGACCUCUUAGCCGAGAUCCUUCUCCGUUUGCCUCUAAAAUCACUCGUUCGAUCUAAAUCCAUAUCCAAACAUUGGCUCUCUCUCAUUUCCUCCCCUUUCUUCACUCGCCGCCUAAACCCUAACCCUAAUCUGCCUUCUGAUAUCAAGCCAACCACAAGCCUUCCCUUUUUUCAGGAAAACCCUAAUGUCUACCUUCUACAGUCAUGCAAAGGUUUGUUGUGUUGUUGUGAUUCCAAGCUUAAAAAUCUCUAUGUUGUCAAUCCUACAACCAAGCAAUUCAAAACACUAGUCCAAGACAACAUCAGCAAGGUUAAUUGUUGUUUGGGAGUCAACUUGGCUUUUGAUCCAAUGAAAUCACCUCACUACAAAGUUAUUUUGGUUCGAGACUGUCGAUUGUUGGCAAACUAUGAAUCGAUUUUUUGUCAGAUCGAGAUUUACUCCUCCAAGACCUCCACUUGGAAGCUCUCUGGCGAGCCUUUUGCAGUAAGGCGCUUAAGCAUAGUACUUUUCUCUCGAGGAGUGUUCUGGAAUGGUGCGAUCAAUUGGGUUAGUGUUAAUGGGAAUGCAUUGUAUUUCAAUGUCGAUCAAGAAGUUCUCGCUACAAUGCCGAUGCCUCCGGUUCAAGAUGCAGCCGAUGAUGAUGAUGAUUAUCAUAGGAAGAUUAGGUAUUUCGGAGAGUCAGAAAACCAUUUGAAUCUAGUUCAAUUCGAGGUCCCCCACAUUGUGGCGUUCAAAAUAUACGAGAUAGAGAAAGACUACUCUGGGUGGUUUGUGAAGUACCAUGUUGAUCUAGAUCAAGUUAGUCACGCAUUUCCGGAGAUUAGAGAGAAUGGUAAGUGUUCGUUCUCUAUAGUUCGAAUAGAGAAUAAUGAUGAUGACGACAAGUCAUUCUUGGUGCUACACAUAGAAAAUAAGGUUAUACGUUACAAUUUGGAGGAGAAAACAUAUGAGAAAAUAUUUAAAUGGAGUCGUAGGAUGUUGGGAAGUGAGUACACCAGGAAUGACCGUCCAUUCAGCGAUCUUCCAUAUGUGCUUCAAGCCAGUGUUUGGAUAUGGAUUCAAACUGGACGAGAGAUUUUAGAGAUUGGUCUCCAGUUCAUAUUUGGAUUCAAGUGGAUUGGACCCGUGGAGAGUCUCAUGGACUCAAACAGUGCUAUCUAG
This is a messenger RNA of Camellia sinensis, 1254 nucleotides long. The record is from RefSeq and is a predicted model, not a curated record. NCBI's taxonomy places the organism in Eukaryota, Viridiplantae, Streptophyta, Magnoliopsida, Ericales, Theaceae.